GUGACAGGCUGUCACCAACAAUGUAACACACUGAUCCCCCCUCGUUUUCUUUCCAUUCUUCACACCUUCCUCCGUCUUUCCCUUCCCCCCUCUGCAACCUCCCAGCUGUUGUCUCUCUCUAGGGUGCUUUAUCUCUCUUAGGGUUUCGCACUCGUAUUGCUGGAAUCAUCGGUUCGGCGUUCGUAUUCCACGGAUCCUCCCUCCCUGACUCGUAAUAUCGCAAUCUGCUACUGGUGACUGAAAAUAAAGAAUUAGAGAACACUAGACUGUGAGGAAAGGUUUGACAUAAGAUUAUCAUAUGUUUUUUUUGGGGUUGAAUUUUUCUGGCAUCAAUGCUGAAAGAGAAAAGCAUGUGUGGAAUUAGUGCUUUGGGUAAUGUCCCAUUUGAAGGUACUCGGUGAUGCACUAGGUGCCUUAACAAUUUGUCUCGUUUCCCUUUUGGUCGUUCUUGGUUUAUUCUGCAUCCUGUAUUUGAUAUACUUCCACUCGUGGAUCCGCGGUCAAGCUCAUACCCAACUCGGCUAUUUCAGUGGUCCUUGGAUAGUCCGAGUCACAUUAAUACUCUUCUCGAUCUGGUGGGGCAUAGGUGAGGUUCUUCGGCUGAGUCUUUUGAGACGGGGCGGUGGGGGUUUGUUAAAUGCUCUCAACGGGAAAUUGCAAGAAACCAUUUGCAAAUGUUACAUCGUUUCGAGUCUAGGGUUUGCAGAACCAUGUUUCUUCCUCAUUGUUGUGUUCCUUCUCCGUGCAUCCCUACAGAAAUCAGUGACAUUGAACCAAAAAUGGAACGGGAAAACUGCCGUUUACGUUCUUCUCUUUUGUCUCCCAAUGUUUGUUCUUCAGAUUUUUAUCAUUUCUAUCUUACCAAAAUUUAGCAAGGUGAAAUUGCCUCACUACUUCACAAGAGCCACUUCACUACCUAAAGCAAAGGAUAGUGAUGACAUCACUGUAUGCACUUACCCUUUGCUAAGUACCAUCUGCCUUGGUCUUUUUGCCGUCACGUUGACAUGCUAUUUGUUCUGGCUUGGGAGAAGGAUCCUUCACUUGGUCAUCAACAAGGGCUUGCAAAAGAGGGUUUACACUUUAGUCCUUUUGGUUUCGGGUUUCUUACCGUUGAGGAUUGUCUUUCUAGGUUUAUCCUCUUUAUGUACACCGGGAGGACUGGUCUUUGAAGUUCUUGCUUUCUUGGGGUUUCUUUCCCUUUUAUGUUGUGCGGGAACGGGCAUAUGCUUGCUUGUGUACUUUCCUGUGGCUGAUUCAUUAGCAUUGAAGGAAGUGAAAAGAGAUUUUGAGGCUUCGCAUAACGACACCAUUUCUUUAAUUGCUAAUCAAAGCCUUCCAGGAGGAAGCAUCCCAAAAAGGCCUGGGAGAAAUUUCGAAACGUCAGGAAAACAAGGUUCAAUUUCAUUUCGUACGUUGGAGAAGGAUGACAGUGCUUCAGGCAGGGCCUUUGUGGAAUUAAGCCUCUUCUCGUCAAGUCAGCAUUCGAGCCCUCCCAGCUCAACUCAACUUCUUGGCUGCCCAAUGCUCUCAAGUCUCACCUAGAAAAGUUCAACAAGUCUACGAGAGAACACAUUUUUGAGGUGGAGAAAUCUGUGUGUAUAGAUAGAGUCUUUAGCUUGAUAUAAUAAGCAAUGCUCUAUUUUAGUUUCGCUUUGAAAUACGCCACUGUAUGAUUUUAUCGCUGCCACAUAGCCCCACCUUAUUUUUCAGUGGGGUUCCUGAGCUUGUCAUUAGCUGCUAUGUUCAAGGUUUGAUUCCAAUUCAAUUCUAGUAGUCUAGCACUAAUUUUUUAUGUAGGCAAGAGAACUAUAUAAAGCUAGUAUAUGUAAUGCGUAUCGAAUGAGUGACGUGUUUCUGUAAAAAUUUGAGUCAGGUGCUUGAUGUUUAGUUCAUUUUCAUUAAAUCGUAGUUUGAAACAA
Molecule: messenger RNA, 1919 nt
Organism: Cuscuta europaea
Lineage: Eukaryota; Viridiplantae; Streptophyta; Magnoliopsida; Solanales; Convolvulaceae
Source: the annotation of a GenBank genome assembly